CUGUACCACACAGACCUGGUGACUAAAGCUUUGGUUAUGUUAUUGAUUGAUACUUCAUGUUUUGGAAGUGUCUGCUAUUGUCAUGUAAAAAUUGACACUUGAUUUCACAGUCAGAGCAGGCUGUGUUGUAAAAAAGAAGUUUGGAGUCUGAAAAAUGGUAAAGAUUUGCGGCAAACGGAAUGAAACUAUUGGUUUAGAGACUCUUUUAGCACUUUUCUGUCUAUUCAUUUGUCUCAAACCUUCAUUGUGUGACAAAUGCCUUCUUGAUGCCUCAGUGCAGCUCAUGACACCGAAAAGUGAUUACGGAGAGUUCAAGAAUGCCACUUGCCAAAAGGAUUUGUGUCAGAUCACAGCACCGUAUGCAUCUUGGAUUGGAUCUCACAGUAUUACUUUGACCUGGAAAGCUCUGAAUCAAUCGGAUGUUGUGUAUAUUCCUCAAUGGACAAGCCCUAGUUUGUCUGGAGUUUGGGCACAAGCAAAGAACGUUACAGAAUCAACAUACACUGUUGAACAGCUUGAACCUUUCACCUGUUACAAGUUCAGGGUCUGGGCAGUAAAAGCAGAAGGUCACAUUCGUUCACCAGAAAGCCCUUGGUAUCAAACCGAACCAUUUGGAUUGCCAUCCAGCCCUUUCAUCGACAGUAUUGAAAGCCUGUCUGGAGAGAGCGUGGACGUCCAUUGGUCUCCACCUGAGAAACCAGGAGGACCCAUUUUAGGCUUUAACCUCAACCUCACAACCAAACAACACGUCAUCAGUGUAGCAACCAGUGGAAAUGUUUUCUUCACCACAUUCUAUCCUACGUCUCAUAACACCACAUACAGGAUCUCUAUAGCUGCUGUUAACAGGGAAGGUCAAGGAUCUGUAGCUGAAGCCAGUACAACAACACCAGAACGAGCUGAUCAGGAUGGAGGACGUUGGGUGUUUGCAUCUAGAUGGAACACAUUAAGGAAAAGAGAAAAGGAUGCUGAUUUCUUCACUACAGCUGAAUGUCUCUCUGACAGUCUAAUAGAGAGCAACAUCACAGGAGUGGUCAUGCACUACAGUUCAAACAAGGUGUAUUUUUCUGAAGGGACUCAUAUUUGGGUAAAAGGGGCAGAAAAUCUCACUGACCACUCGGAUCUUAAGCUUCUUCACUCUGCUCAACUAAAGGUCACAGCACUGACAAUCGAUUGGCUUUAUCAGAGGAUUUACUAUGUUUCCAGCGGUAGGGUCUUUUAUUGUGGUUUAGAUGACUGUUCUGUUCCAGUCAGUGUAAAUCUCACCCUAUUCAGUGACCUUUUGAACAUAAUUGCAGAUCCAUAUAAUGGCUUUUUAUUCUUGCUGAUGCCCAACGGUAUAUUCCGCACCCCUCUUCACGGCCAACAAGAUGAGUUAACACAAAUUGUGAACACAUCGACAAAUGCUUUGUAUGACUUGGUGGUCAGUUUUCCCAAUAAGAGGCUGGUUUUUCACGACAGAAAGGAUCAGAUGCUCAAAGCCGUGUCUUUGGAUGGCUUACACGCGGUUACACUGUACACAAGCGUUACCUUUGAAGCGACCAGUAUUGUUAACGAGAACGAUUUCUUCAUGCUCACCAAUGGAUACGCACUUUACAAACAGGUUGGCCAUGGUCAGGUGGCCAUCUUUAAUGAAUUCUCUAUGGACUGUGAUAUCUUCAAUCAGUAUGAAGGCUUUGGUAAUCUCUGCUAUUUUAGUCCAUCUGCCCAGCCUUACCCUGUGCCACAAAGGCCGAGAAAUCUCAGAACCCUAUUCGGAUCAGAUAAGGCCAAUCUGUACUGGGAUCAACCUGAAAAUAUGAUCGGAGCAAGUUCAUCUGCUUGGCAAAAUUGGACUUAUUCUGUAAACUGCUCGUUGAAUGGGCUGCUGGUGACCAGCUUUAGCGGUGUUACUGGCACACAUGUAACUGUGUCAGAUCUGCAAAGUUCACAGCGGUACGGUGUGUCUGUCAGGGCUUGUUCUCCUGGUGGAUGCUCUACAUUCGUCUCAUAUGAAGGAUCAACUCUUCACGCUGUGGAUGAGGCACCAUAUAUAGCUGCUGCCGCUCAGUAUGGUAUCUGGAAGCAGGAUUUGGAUAGCAAUGAACUUCUUGAAGAACUGGUGACUAAUAUUAAAGAUGUAAAAGACAUUGACUGGUAUAAUGGAACAAUCUACUGGAGCAACAGCUCAGGCCACAUUAACUGGGUUGAACUAGCUGACCCGUUUGUGAGUAAGAGAGUCAUGACAAAUCCAUUAUCACUAAAGGCUGAAUCUGUGGCGUUUGACUGGCUUGGUCAGUAUCUAUACUGGAGCUGCAACUCAAAUCAGAUAUGCAGAGGGUCUACAUCGAAGGAUGUUGAGGUAUUUUUCCAGGCAGAUGAUGAGAUUCUCAGUUUGGUCAUCGAUUCAUUGAAUGCUGCCAUCUACUGGACCACUAAAAUAUCUGUGGAGAGUUGUAGAUUGGAUGGAGGUGGUUAUCAACUUCUGGAUAAAAUGAGCGUGUUCUCUGGAAGAGAGGUUGCUGGAAUCACUUUGGAUGUGAUGGAGAGAAAUCUUUAUUGGCUGGUGAAGGAUGGUACACUGUUACAUCUGUACAGAGCAAACUUUAGCAGAGACAGGAUGCAAGAGCCUAAAGUGGUAGAAUAUGUCAAAUGGACCACAUCUCAAAUCUUGAAUCAUCAAGUGGGCUACUACAGCGGACGACUUGUGUGGCUGGAUGAGAAUAAACAGUUGAGGAUUCAAGAGGUGAACCAAAAAACCAGUGUCCAUAUGUCUUCCAGUAACACACUGACAGCGUUUACCAUAGUACAGAAGAUGCUUAAACCUCUGCCAGAUGGGUUCCUGUCUCCUCCUGUAGUUAUUCCACCUGCAGUUCCCAAAACCUCUGUUCAUCUUGAAGGCAAUCACACGUUUUUCCAGAUACUCUGGGAUGCCAGUAAUACUGACUUUGGGAAUGUGUUUUAUUGUGUGGUGUCUAAUGGACUGUCACAAAAUGUGAAACGACUUCAAAAUAACUACCCAAGCAGAUAUUGUCACCCUGCCAAUACAAUUUCUGAGCCAGUCAUAAAUGUGACCAGAUUUAAGCCGGACACUGAAUUUAACGUCACCAUUACUCCCUUUUCAUACUGGGGUAAAGGGGAAUCAACAAGCACGAUUCUCCAUACACCAGGAAAGGGCUCUCCAAAACAAACUGACAUGACGUUGGUUAUUGUAAUCAUAGCAGUGUGUGUCAGUAUUGCACUUAUUAUUAUCAUCCUGUCUGCAGUCUUUUGGCACAGACGUCAACAUAAAAAGGAUCAUGGGACAUCUACACAAACAGGUGUGCAUAUCCACAGCGAUGAGGAGUUGGAGUAUAUCCGAGGUUUGGUUGGUCUUGGGAACGCUUGCUAUGCCGUCAGUGCCAUACCCGCCCAAAGAGAGAUAGAGUCCAUCCCUGUGUUUCCCAGGGACUGUCUGAAGCUCCAGAAGUUGUUGGGAAGUGGAGCGUUUGGAGAGGUUUAUGAAGCUAUCACAGUUGGCAGCCAACUCACUGCUGGAGUCAUGCCAGAGAUGAGAGUGGCUGUUAAGACGCUGCGCAAAGGUGCCAGUGAAAAUGAGAAAGUUGAAUUCUUGAAGGAGGCUCAUCUGAUGAGCCAGUUUAAUCAUACUAACAUCCUGCGUUUGCUUGGAGUCUGUUUGCUGAAUGAACCUCAUUACCUCAUUCUGGAGCUGAUGGAGGGAGGAGACCUCCGUUCCUACCUGAUUGGAGCUCGACCUACCAAUAACCACAGGGAGCUACUGAAUGUAACCAGCCUUCUGGACAUCAGUUUGGAUGCCUCCAAAGGGUGUGCUUAUUUAGAAAGGAAGCGCUUUGUUCAUAGAGAUAUUGCCGCCAGGAACUGUUUGGUUUCAGUAAAAAGCUACACAGACCCAAACAGAGUCAUUAAAAUAGGCGACUUUGGAUUGGCCCGUGAUGUGUACAAGAAUGACUACUACAGGAAAAAGGGUGAAGGUUUAUUUCCUGUUCGCUGGAUGUCACCAGAAAGUUUAACAGAUGGAAUUUUCAACAAAUACUCAGAUGUGUGGGCGUUUGGUGUACUCCUGUGGGAGAUUAUGACAUUAGGAAAGCUUCCAUAUCCAACAUACACCAACCAUGAAGUCUUAAGCUACAUUAAUGCCGGUGGACGAUUGCCUUUACCAACAGGGUGUCCUAAGAGUUUAUAUAAUCUGAUGAUGGACUGUUGGAAAAAGGGGCCAAAUGAAAGGCCAAGCUUCCAGGACCUAAAGGAAACCCUGCAUAAAUUGCGAGAUUACGAAGCAGAUCAAAUAGGCGAAAAUAUGAUUGCAUGUCAUGUAAACCAAGCAUACCAAGAAGAUGAGGAGGAGGUCUGCACAAGGGUGGAUGAAGAUGUAGAAACAGGACUUUCUCCUGUGCUCAACAACGAUGGACUGAAUUACUUGAUGUAUCGAGCUGAGAGUCCAGACAGUGUCAAAACAGACAAUUCCACACUGUCAGAGGACAGAUAAGACUAGGAAACCACAUUUCACAAGACUUUUUUAAGAUGUCAAAUAAAUAUUUGGUAUAACAUGUUAAAAUUGACAUUUGUAGGUGACAAUGUGCCGUUUUGGGUGUGUCCUUUAAAAUGCAAAUGAGCUGAUCUCGGCAAUAAAUGGCAGUGCUGUGGUUGGAUAGUGCAGAUUAAGGGGCGGUAUUAUCCCCUUCUGACAUCACAAGGGUAGCCAAAUUUCAAUGACCUAUUUUAUCACAUGCUUGCAGAGAAUGGUUUACCAAAACUAAAUUACUGGAUUGUUCUUUUUCACAUUUUCUAGGUUGAUAGAAGCACUGGGGACCCAAUCAUAGCACUUAAACAUGCAAAAAGUCAGAUUUUCAUGAUAUGUCCCCUUUAAAAGUAACAUUAAGUAUACGUAUACAUAUCAGAUGCACUAAAGCUACAAAACUGUACUAAAUUUGCUUUAGAUAUAUUUAAAAAAGGUCCUUUAAAUAGUAGAUUAAACUCCGUUCCGCGUUUUAGCUACAGCAUUGACUUUCACGCUGCUGCGUCCUCAAAUCCAUUCCAUUUAGCUCAUCAGAGUCGAUAUAAUUUAAACUCCAUUUCGUGUUUUCACUACUUUUGCCUGUUGCGCUCCUACAACAAAACAAGGUAAACAAAGCUCUUAGGCUAUAAAACAAUUGUUUAAUAAAAAGGCACCAGAAUACAAGAAAAAUGUAUCUAGUCCAGGAAAUGUUUCUAGACUCUCAUUUUGGAAAAAAAGAUGAUUAUCAAAUAUAUAAUCUGCAGAGAAGUAUUACUUGUUCCCUUGUUGCCAUAAAAUGUAAAAAUCGCAUCAUUAUUUUGAAAAGAAAGUUUGUGUCCCCAUGUAAGACCCAAGAGGAUGUCCUCUUGACCGAACAGUAGGAUUCAAAUAGGUUGAACAAAUUGUGCUUGACUUAGAGGUCUGAAACUCAUGUUCAUUAUACAGAAGACAAACAUGAAUUGAUGGGACUCAGGAGGCUAUAUUUAUAUUUAUUAAUCAUUACCAUUUGACAGUAGCAGAAUAAAAGUACAGUUUUGUUCAUAAGAAAUAUUUACAUAUACUCUAAAAGUACUAGUUACAAAAAUAUUUACUCAAGAAAAUAUAACAAAUUAAAUGUAAUUCAAUACUACCCACCUCUGAUGUCAAGAUGCACAGCUGAUAACCAUAUAUUAGGCCUACAUACAUCUGAAUUAUUCUUAUGGCUCAAAUGUUUCAAUAUUUAUUUGUUUAUAUUUAAGUAAAUCUUCAAGUUUUUCACAAUAAUCUACUUUAUUUAUAUAAACUUGUUCAUGUAUUUGUUGAAAGUCUAAGGGAUGGUUUCCCGGAAAAGGAUUAGCUUAAGCCAGGACUAGGCCUUAGUUUAAUUAGGAAAUAUAACUAGUUUUAACAAACAUUAGUUACCUAACAUCAACAAACCAUGAGCAAUACACUUGUUUCAGUAUUUAUUAAUCUUUGUUAAUGUUAGUUAAUAGAAAUAAAGCUUUAAAUUGUUUGUUAGUGUUAGUUCACAGUGCAUUAACUAACGUUAACAAGAUUUUAAUAAAGUCUUAGUAAUUGUUGAAUUUAACAUUAUCAAGAUGAAUAAAUGCUUUAUAGGUGCAGUUCAUUAUUAGUUCAUGUUAACUAAUGUAGAUAACUAAUUAACCUUAUGGUAAGUGUUACCAAAAUGCUUUACUUAAAACAUUACUUGUGUGCAUUUUGGGGCAAAACAAAGAGCCUCAGUUUGGACAGCUCUUACAUUUAUUUUAGACUAGGACUAGUCUAAUCCCUGUCUGGGAAACCGCACCAAAGUGUUUAAACAUAAUGAAUAAAAUGUCAUUCAGUAUAUUUGUGCGUGUGUGCUCCAACAUUAAAAUUAUUUGGAUCUCACUAUGAAAACCAACAGAAAUGUUUAGUGUCAAGAAAUAACAUCAGUUCAAUAUUUUUAUUAAACAGGCCAAGAGGCUCUACCACCUGUUAGAUACUGUAGAUAUUUAGGGGUGGUUUUCCAUACAGGUCUUAUCUUAGUCCCAGACUACAAUGCAUGUUUGAGUUGCCUUAAUAAAAAAAAAAAAUCUAAAUAUAUUUAAAAACCUCUUGUAUUGACAUAUCUUAACAUAUAUCAGUGCCAUUGUUUUGUUUUAAGAUGCACCCAAUAUUGUUAUUUUGUCAGGUAUGUUUGUAAAAACUACUUAAAUGUCUUAAUAUAACUAAGACCUAGUUCUGGAUUAAUCUAAUCCCUCUUUGGGAAUCUUCCCCUUAAUCAAAUCAAAUGGUUUAAUAUGUCGUUAGUUGACAAAAAAUAUGACCAAAUUUAAGUAGUUUAAAACAAUAUUAAAAACAAUACUGGUGUGCAUCUUGAGACAAAACAAUGACACUGAUAUAUGUUGAGAUGUCAGUACAAAAUGAUGGCAGCUCACAUAUGCAUUUUAGUCUGGUACUAGAAUAAGCCCGUCUGGGAAACAGAUGUAGUGUCAUAUCAGAUGUAGGUGGCUUCAGGUUCAGCUGUGAUUUUGAGGUGUAGUUGUGGUCAGAGACAGAUAAAUCCUCCGAUUUCGUUUCUGCAUCACAGUUCAGGAGCAUGUGGAAGGUCUCAUCCUCACACCACAUCACUUAUCUGUGAAAAUAAUAAAACCAUAAACAUAUUUUUACAUUAGUACUUAAAAUACACCCUGAGAAUUAAUAUAUGAUGGCACCUAUGCUUAAACAGAACAGAGAGUUAAAAACAAGACCGUAUACACACAACAUCUAACUCCAAUGUUAAUAAAUAAGUCAUUAUCAAUAUCU
Messenger RNA from Paramisgurnus dabryanus, 7258 nucleotides. Lineage: Eukaryota; Metazoa; Chordata; Actinopteri; Cypriniformes; Cobitidae. The record is from RefSeq and is a predicted model, not a curated record.